AUGGGCUGCGGAUCUAGUAAACAGGCCGAUGGCCAGACGUCCGCCAAGAAGACGCGCAGCCAGAAACGGAAGACGUAUAACGGCGGCGUUUCGAUACACGACAACAAGAUCGCUGGGAUCGGUGGGGGCCCUGGCGGGCCCACGGCUGGGGGUGGUGGCGGUGUUCUGGGGGAGGACUUUGGUGGCGGUGGAGAUGAGAGGUUUGGUGUCAGAUCAUCGGGCGGUCGGUGA
This is a messenger RNA of Ascochyta rabiei, 231 nucleotides long. RefSeq lists its product as uncharacterized. The record is from RefSeq and is a predicted model, not a curated record. Bases 1 to 231 code for a protein of 76 amino acids. The transcript has a single exon. NCBI's taxonomy places the organism in Eukaryota, Fungi, Ascomycota, Dothideomycetes, Pleosporales, Didymellaceae.